CCGUUGGGCCUCCUCCUCCUCCUCCUCUUCCAUCGCCACUUUUCCAUUGCCCCCCGCCUUUCCCCCGUUGAAUGUUCCUCAUAUUCUUGCCUCAAUCACUGCCCUUCCCUCUGCGUCUCCACCGCGAUGCUCUCCUCUGCCCUUCUUUUGCUCCCCCGAUGGACUCGCAAUUUGAGCCCUCUUUCUUGAUUUUCAACUGUUUCGUUUCAUUGAAUCUGCUUCCCUCUUCUUCGUGAAGCAGCUGCUGCGGUUGUGUUGUCAGAGUGUAUUCGCAAGAAGGAGAUUGAGGUUGAGGUUUCAUUCGGGUGUCAUCCUUCGGGAUUCUUCUUUACGGAUGCCCCGUUUUCUAGUGCGUGUUGAAGUUGCCGUUCGUAUUGUCUCCUUAUUCUUUCGGACGCUGAGUUGAUUGCGGGCGGGGUCUCUGUCCGUCUCUCUCUGCGUCGUGUUACAGGUUUCUCGUAUUAGGGGGGCUCCGGAAGCAGGGGGAGCAGGGGGAGCUGGAGUUUGAACUUCGCCACGGUGAACGUUCUUGAGCGUCUUGAGGGAGAAUUUUAUGCCGUUUCGCUGGUUUAUUAGUUUCCGGAAGGGUUAGCGUAGAGGCACAUUUUUUUGUAGUCUGGGAGUUGUACCGAUGUGAUUAAUCCCGUGAAAUAGCAAAAGCCAAGCGACGGGCUGGGGCAAUCAAACAAUGGCUACCUAUAGCAGCAGGAAACCAGCGUGGGGAGGACAGAAAGAAAAUCAGCAACAUGAAACGCCGAUGGAAAAGAAGAGGAAGCUCCUCGGGAGUGCAGCGUCUGGGGUGAAAGUUCGGUCUCACAGAAGUGUUUUAUCUGUGGUCAAUAUAAGGGUGGAGGGUAGUCCUGCUGGCAGAUCUUUGGAGGCUGGAACUCCUUCCAAGGCAGGCAUGGCUGCUGUGAUAGGUGAUGGCUCAUCUACAUCCGCGGCAACUGUAGAAGCUCUUUUGAAUUUGAAGAUGUCAGGGAAAACGAAAUUCGAUUUCAAGGGAAAGAGUGAGCAGAUGAUGGACUACAUCAAAAAGCUUCGCACAUGCGUACGAGCCUUUCAGGAGCUGGACGUGAAUCACUCCCAGGAGAAAGCGCAAUACAUGAAGCAAAUUGACGAUGAAAGACAGAGCCGCGUCGAAUCUGAGACUCAAAUGAGAAACCAAUCUCUCCAAUUGGAGUCUAGCAACGCAGACCUCAAAUCCUCACUGUCUCUUUUAGAACAGGAGUUGAGGUUCGAGCAGUCUGCGAAGCAGGCGCUUGUGCGUGCUGAGGAGAAGCAUGUCGAAACUAUUCUGGUCAGAGAAAAAGAAUUGGCUACCCUGAGUGAGCAAAUCGAAAAAUUGCAGGGCGAACUGACCUCUUCGAACAAACAAGUUGCUGUAUUACAAGACAUCAACAAGCGACUACAGGAGUACAACACAAGUUUACAGCAAUAUAAUAGUAAAUUACAAGUGGAUGCCAGUAAUGCCGCUGAGACGUUGUCUCGCACAUUAAAGGAGAAGGCUGCUAUAAUGGAAAGUUUAAGUACACUCCGUGGCACUACGACAUCUCUUAACGUUCAACUUGCCACCGCCAAGGCGACCUUACAAGAGAAGAUCCAGCAACACAAGGACGCAGUUGAAGAGUCAACUAGGCUGCGUGUGGAUAUUCUACGCUUUUCUGAGGAUCGAGACCAGCAAGCUAAUCAGGUUGCAGCUCUUGAAGCUGAGCUUGCGAUGUUCAAGGAGUGUACCGGGAAGUCUGUGGCGGAGAUCAAGCUUAUUAGCAACAAAGCAGUUGCUCUUGAGGAGAGCUACUCGUCAGCGAAUGAACUUAUCAGAGCUCUUCGUCAACAGCUAGAGAUUGCCCACCACAAGUUGGAGGUGGCCGAAUCUCAACUGGAACUUAGUCGUGGUGAAAGUGCGAGUCAGAGCAUGAAAUAUGCGGAGGUUGUGGAGCGUCUAAUGGAGGCUGAGCAGAAGGUUAAGGAGGGCGAGCUGUUGAGAAGGAAGCUGCACAAUACCAUUCUGGAAUUGAAGGGUAACAUCCGCGUGUUUUGUAGAGUGAGACCUCUUAUGGUAGAGGAGGAGGAUGGGAAUGAGCAAGCCACUGUGCAAUUUCCAUCUAGCACGGAACUGCAAGGUCGUGCAAUCGAGCUUGCGCAACCCGCAGGGGGACCCAAGCAUUGUUUCCAAUUCGACAAAGUGUUUGGGCCUGAAGUGAAACAAGGUGGUGUAUUUGAAGAAAUCUCUCAGCUAGUACAGAGCGCCCUUGAUGGAUACAAGGUCUGUAUAUUUGCGUAUGGACAGACCGGGUCGGGUAAGACGCACACGAUGCUGGGAAAUCCAGAGAUACCUGAUGAAGGAGGCGUUAUUCCCCGCUCUUUGGAGCAGGUUUUCGCCUCCAGUCAAGCUCUUAUAGCUCAAGGCUGGAAGUUCUGCAUGCAGGCGUCGAUGUUAGAAAUCUACAAUGAGACAAUCCGAGACUUGUUGGCUAAAGGGCCAGUCAACGGCGAUGCUAAGCAGAUGUACGUGGUGAAGCAUGACCAGAGUGGUAAUACAACUGUGUCGGACUUGUCACUUGUGGAAGUCACCACCUGGAAAGAGGUUUCUAAUCUCCUGCACCGAGCAUCUCAGAGCAGGUCUACAAGUAAGACGGCAAUGAAUGAGCAGUCAUCGCGCAGUCAUUGCGUCUUCACUCUCCGAAUUUCUGGUGUGAACGAGGGAACCGAACAAGCGGUACACGGAGUUUUGAACCUCAUCGAUUUGGCUGGUAGUGAGCGUUUGUCUCGCAGUGGUGCCACCGGAGACCGUCUUAAAGAGACUCAGGCUAUCAACAAGAGCCUGGCUAGUUUGGGAGAUGUCAUAAUGGCAAUCGCCAACAAGGACCCCCAUGUUCCAUUUCGCAACUCCAAGCUCACCUAUCUCCUCCAACCUUGCCUAGGGGGAGAUUCAAAGACCUUGAUGUUUGUCAACAUCUCGCCUGAUAUGAAAUCCUUGAAUGAGUCCUUGUGCUCUCUCAGAUUCGCAGCCAAAGUGAACGCAUGCGAGAUAGGUGUUCCCCACCGCCAAACUUCUCUGAGCGUCCGCUCAAGUUAACUGGUAGCUACAUUAGCAUAUGUUAUUUUUUAGGCGGAGAUAUGUACUCUGGACUCACACUAUUCUGUGAUGUGAAGGAUCGAUCCGGGUCUUGACAUCUAUCCCGUGUAAGGUCCGUGAAAACCCAAUCUGCAACCUGUUUGUGUCGGAUUUUCUGUAGGACUAGAGAUCAUUCCGAUUGUAGAAUAUCUGUCCGAAAGUCAGCGGCUAGAUCAUGGUAUCAAGCUCAGACUGGUACAACUCUUGGAGUUUCUGGCUCCUGUAGUGCUUAGACUGGUUAAUUAGGCCUUUAUGUCGCAAACAUGUACAAAUGGACACACAAUUCUAUUCCUGCUACAGUCACUUAUCAGUGGAAAUUUUCACAUCAAGCUCUGCGCUUGAUGGUUUUGCUCCUGCUACAUGAGCUCAUCAUGAGAA
Molecule: messenger RNA, 3499 nt
Organism: Physcomitrium patens
Lineage: Eukaryota; Viridiplantae; Streptophyta; Bryopsida; Funariales; Funariaceae
Product: kinesin-like protein KIN-14N
Biological process (GO): microtubule-based movement
Molecular function (GO): microtubule binding; microtubule motor activity; ATP binding
Source: RefSeq, a predicted model, not a curated record